AGCCGUCAAAAAUUUGACAUAUUCUCUGCAAACAGUCGUAGUCUCCACAAAACAAACUUGACCAAAAAUUAAUUGCAUCACGCUAUUGUGACCAAUUAUCACGAUGAUUUGUGUAAUUAGACGGCGUCUGGUGAUCUAGAGAGUAUUAGAGGGCGAGUAUUUGAUAUACAAGAAAAACCGUCUUGACAAUAGUAUUGUGAUUCUAUAUAGUAACUUUGUGAAGAACAGUAAGCACCGAGUACAAUGGCACGUCUAUGGGAUGCUGGAAGGGUUUUUCGAAUUACCCAUAAAAUACUCCUGACUCCUGUAAGAAAGGACACUCCAAAUAUACGAUAUUUCCGGAAAUUCUCUACAGCUCUUCUAACAUUCCCAACAACUGGACACUUUUCUCCCAAAAUCCGAAAUUUAUCCACGGGCGGUGUUCUCAGAGCAUCGUCCAAAGAAACCCCCGAAGCACCUGAGCAAAAAUCAACUCUUGAAAUCAACACGAAGAGCGGAAAGCUCGUUGUGACGACCUCCGUUAAUGAGGAUUCAGUGGAGAGUCUUACAAUUGAAAAGGACAAAAAGAAUGCAGCAAAAGAGCCAGAAAGUGCCAGUAAAGAUUCUUCUUGGCCUAACAAGCAAAAGAGAAUGCAGGUCGAUUUCGAUCCAUCCCCAUUGGAGCGUAAAUUUAUAACACCCAGUCGUGCCAUGUCGGACUUUCUGCUGAAACCCACGGAUUUGGAAUCUCUCGUGAAGAUGCGUCGGCGAUCACCACACGCCGAAGAACCAUACAUAACCGUUUACUCGCGGAAAGAUGUUGAGGCCAAGGCCAUUGAGGUGUGGGGUUCGCGAGAAAAUCUUCUACGGGAAUGCCUUAAGCAGGAGAUUGAAAAGAAGACCCACCAGCAGAACAUUUUCACGGUCAAGAGACGUCUUCGAGACUAUCGUAGGGAGAUAGGAAGCCGGACGAGUGUGAUUGAAAGUGAAACUGGACUGUUUGGCACCUCCGGGAAGGUUGUUUUAACAGCUAUAGGAAUAAAUGCUGCAAACUUUCUGUUCAAACUUUUCGCUUGGAUCUCAUCGGGUUCCAACAGUAUGUUCGCCGAGUGCAUCCACUCCUUGGCAGAUACAAUAAAUCAACUUAUUCUUGCCUUUGGAAUUCACAAAUCAAAUCAAAUGGCUGACUCAGACCAUCCGUAUGGGUAUGCAAACAUGAAGUACGUUUCCUCGCUCAUUUCUGGGGUUGGGAUCUUCUGUGUGGGUGCUGGAUUAUCAUUCUAUCACGGCAUUAUGGGACUCGUACACCCGGAAGUCGUAGAGGAUUACUCAAUGGCAUUCCUCAUUUUGGCGGGUUCUCUCGUGUCCGAAGGUGCAACACUCGUCGUGGCCAUCAAUGCCAUCCGAAAGUCUGCCAAAUCAUCCCAAAUGACCUUCCGGGAAUACGUUGUACGUGGGCAUGACCCGUGCGUGAAUGUCGUACUUACGGAGGAUACAGCAGCUGUGGCGGGUGUUCUUGUGGCUGGAAGCUGCAUGGGUUUAUCGGCAUUCCUCAAUUCACCCAUCCCCGAUGCUAUGGGAUCUCUGCUUGUGGGUGGGAUACUCGGUGGGGUGGCUCUCUUUAUUAUUCGCACCAAUGUGAAUGCCCUCGUGGGGAGAUCAAUUCCAGAGACGAAUCUCAAGCAAAUCAACGCAGAGCUAGAGAGUGAUGUGAUGCUACGAGCUAUCCACGACGUGAAAGGUAUUGACAUGGGCAACUCCCUUGUCCGCUACAAGGCUGAAGUUGAUUUCGAUGGGAGAGAAUUGACGCGAUCCUACCUCGAUAAGCUUGACUUAAAGUCAAUGCUCGAGGAGGUAAAAUCCUUCACGACGAUCGAUGAGGUGGAGUUAUUUAUGCUGAAGCAUGGAGAGAAGAUUGUGGACCUAAUGGGUGGAGAGAUCGACAGGAUCGAAAUGAAACUUAAGAAAAAAUAUCCAGAAAUUCGGCAUUGCGACUUGGAGAUUCUCUAGGCAGGACUUUGUUCCCUUUUAGGUCAGUUUAUUUAUUUAUUUUUCCUACCUGCCCAACUUCCCAAGCGUCUAAGCCUAAAAUCUACAAUGAAACUAUUACUACGUUUCUAUCCAAGUGGUUUUAUUGCAAAAAGUGUCUCUUAUUGGAUUUUUCCUAUUUAAGCUUGGAAAAAACCAUCCAGCUCAAUAUUGAGCGGUUAAAAAACAAACAUAGUCGUUGUUCAUUGUUGCAGUUAAAAAUAAAGUGCGAUAGAAAAAUCGUUAAAUGUGAACCUCA
This is a messenger RNA of Lutzomyia longipalpis, 2266 nucleotides long. It is a transcript of the gene ZnT49B, whose product is annotated as proton-coupled zinc antiporter SLC30A9, mitochondrial. The coding region runs from base 244 to 1989 and encodes 581 amino acids. Gene Ontology annotation, cellular component: membrane. The transcript has 7 exons. NCBI's taxonomy places the organism in Eukaryota, Metazoa, Arthropoda, Insecta, Diptera, Psychodidae. Gene Ontology annotation, biological process: transmembrane transport; zinc ion transport. Gene Ontology annotation, molecular function: monoatomic cation transmembrane transporter activity. The record is from RefSeq and is a predicted model, not a curated record.